Chlamydomonas reinhardtii is the source of this 3010-nucleotide messenger RNA. RefSeq lists its product as uncharacterized. NCBI's taxonomy places the organism in Eukaryota, Viridiplantae, Chlorophyta, Chlorophyceae, Chlamydomonadales, Chlamydomonadaceae. The transcript is spliced from 3 exons. The coding region runs from base 785 to 2392 and encodes 535 amino acids. The record is from RefSeq and is a predicted model, not a curated record.
AAGGACUGAGUGGUCGCUGACCUUUGUGGCCCGUCGCCUUCACCUAUGGCCUUACCGGGCGAUGUCCAGGGAGAAGGUGAACCGGCGUGCGGCUCCUCAGUACUACUGAGGGGCCGCCUACACUGACGUCAAACAUACAGUAUUAUAUACAGACAAUAGCACCUGACACAAACAUACAAGCAAACCUGAAGUCCGAAGCCACGUCGGCUUGCUUACCUCGCGAGUACUAAUUUUCUACCUCACGCACGCUGCACGGCCCCAGCCUUGAGACACCUCGCAACAUAAUCUAAUGGACGCGCUCCUGCGGGUCGCAGAGCUAGCUUCUGCGGGAGCGUUGCCCGACGAAGCGGGCGCGAACACCAAACUUUCACACAGCGGGCACAGAAACCUGCAGAUUUAUGGCCCCGUGCAAAAUCAUGCUGACACAAACGUCUUCAACUCCGGCUUUGCCUCCAGCUCUGGGCGGGAACUGGCCGGGCUCGGCCCUUCCGCUUCCUUCGCGCUCUUCCCGAAUCCAAAUUCAAGCCCCCGAGCUCUUUUAUUGAGCUCCAAUGGCAGCCACAUCGAUUCCAUAUCCCUAUCACCAAGAAGUCGAGCUUUAAAACGGCAAGCAGAACCUUCGACGACCGCGGAGCUGGCCAUCGUGCGAACUCAACCGGGACAACCGGCCAAGGCCAAUCGCUUGGUCGCUGGCACCAGUGGUGCCUCUGGUGAGCUGAUAAUUACAGAGUGGAAUUACGCCGGCCUUCGCGCGGCACCAACGACCUCGGGCAUCCAGCCAUCCAUGCCGCCGUCAACCACACUCGCGGGCUCCUGCGACUCCAUGGACGUGAGGGGAGUGUCCAUCAAGGCCAUCGCUUCAUCGGCUAUGCGUCCAGCUACGAGCGCGUCAAGCUGGCGGACGGACGGUCAGACGGAAGCGGACAUCACCAGUCGCCUCCAAGCCCCAGUAGCGGCCUACAGCGGUGCGGUUCGCGGGCCCUACGGUGCCCCGCGCUGCGACAUCCCGAGGCCCCCCGCCAAGCGGCCAUCGGAGGCUGGCCUCAGCUGCGGUGCCCAGGAUGUCAACUUUCCAGCCCGGCGCGCUGCGUCCGGCGGAGGCGGCUUCCCGGCUGCUGCGGCCUCCGCCAGCCCUGCCCCUUCGCAUUCCGCUGGAGGCUACCAGCACGCUCACCCACACGGCCAAGCCCAGCACAGCUACUUGGAGGGACCGGCGGCGUCGCAACCGCACUGCUCUGAGGCCUGCGCCCUCCGGCCCCCCCGCCGCACCGUGUGGGCGGUUCGCUCCGCCGGUGGCGCCUGUCCGCCUCUCCAGCCCGCCAGCGCGGGCGGCUCUCCCCGCUCCAUGCCGCCCAGACGCUUGGGCCCGGCGGUGACAGUGGCUGCUGCGGCCGCGGCCGCGCAUUACCGCCGUCAGGCCUCCUGCCCGCCGCUCGCGCCCGCUCUGUUCCCGCAGUACGACCCGCCGCACGCGCGGGCAAGGCUGUGCGGCGGCGAACGCGGCAGCGCUGCUGCAGGCAUGCCGGCGCCCACCGCCUUCAUGCACUACAAUGGCCCGGUGUUGAAUCUGUGGUCUGCCGGCGGCGCGCAAGGGCCUGCGCCACAUUUCUUGAGUGAGCCGCACACCUCCACCUCGUCCACAAGCACCUUUGUCGCGCCGCCCCACCCGACGCAUGCGUACCACCUCCCCAUCAACAAUGUACCGGCCCCGUCUCUGGUGUCGGCCGGUCACAGCCACAGCCACGUCGGCGCCAUGGACUGCGGCCCCAGCGGCAUGUGCGCCUGCUACGACUGCCUGGCCCAGCACCGCCAGCUGCUGCUGGCCGCCGCCGCGCCGCCGUUGCAGAGGCCUGCCUCCUCUAGCGGCUUCAGGCGUGGCGGCGCUGCAUCCAGUGGCGUCACAGCGCCCAGCAGCGGCUGGGGCGCCGCGCUGGCUCCGCCGCCGCAGCACAUUCACGCCGGCACUGCGCCUGGUCCGUGCGCCUGUGCUGAAUGCAUGUCGGUCGCCGCCGCCGGCCUGCCGGCACCGCUGCUUAGCGCGGGCUCUACCGCGGCCGCAGCUGUGGCCGCGACGCCCUUCCUCACUGCAGCCGCCGCCGGCCCGAUGUCUGCAUCCUCUUCUGACACCGAGAUGGCAUCAUCCGACGGCGACACCAGCGCUCCUGCCGAAGACGUUCAGUACCAGGCCGCUUAUGACGCCGCCUACGCCGCCGCAUACCGCGCCGCAUACCGCGCCGUACGCUCCGCUUACAUCAGCAGUGGCGGCGGCGGCGCGCCGCCGCCGCAGGCUGCGGCGGCGGCUGCAGAGCCUGCGGCGGCGGUGCGAGGCGUGAGUAUGUACCGCGCCACGCGCUCGGACUACGUGCCCGGCACUCCCUCACAGCGGUGCUAGACUGCUAGUUGUGUGGUGGGGUGCCGAGGCUGCCUCUUGGUCUUGCGGAGCCCUGCGCAAUCCGCGCAGCGUUUCUUUGCAUGUAUGCACAAGGGGCAUUAGUUAUGGGCUGCGAGGCAGCGGGAGCAUGUGAUUUACUUCAGCACAUAAGCAUUUGUGAGUGCGUGCUUUUGAUGCAAGGUUUCGUAUAUACAUUAUAUGUGGGAGAGGGAUUGCUUGGGUAUGAAUGUCUCUCGUGAGCGUGCGUGCGCUUGAAGCGCACGUGGCCCCAAGCGGAGCCUUGAUGGCUACACAGAACCCAACUGGAUGGCUGCGUGCUGAGUGUUAUAUUGCGGUCUAUACAUACGGUAAUAGCAAUACAGGAGCGAAUCAUGCAGCACAGCUGGCAACUCAAGAACACAAUACAUGUGACCCUUGACAUUCAUUUGCAUGCAAGGCUUGCGUGCCAUGCGUGCUUGCCAUUGCAGCUACAGGCUACGACCGCGGUCCUCUGACACCAAGCCGCACGUGUGUGCAUGCGUCUUGUUGUUGACGGGGAGUUAGGGAGGUAUGUAGCGGCGUCAAGGCGUCGCCAUCAAGGCGUCGUCCAGCCGCAGGGUGUGUGCGCGUGGGCAUGGC